AUGUCCGCCAACAGCACCAUCCUAGGCGACUCCUGGGUGGUCGAGGCGGCCGCUACGCCGCCGCCGAACAAGCACCGGCACGAGGCUAAACAACUCUCCAGUGCUCCAGCCCCGCGUGCCACUUCCGACCAAACAAAGAAAUCCCCGUCGUCGCCCAGCGAUACGAGAACUAGUGACUAUGGAUCCGAGUCCAUGGCGACCUCGGUCUCCUCCGUCUCCGGCCCGGAGCUGAUCAUGCCGUCGAUCUACGAGACGCCCGUGCCGGAAGGGUCCUGGAUAGCGCCGAACGUGCGAUCGCCCCAGCACACGAUCAAGCGCAGACAUCACGGCAGGGAGAGGACGCAGGCAAAUCCCUCGAAUACAUCGCCGCAAAAUGACCAAAGUGCUCAAGGAGACGGCGAACUAAAACAAGAUCAACACCCCCAUAAUGUCCCCGACAGUGACAACAACAAACCAUCCUUGCUCCACCGUCUACAACCCACCCUCCGCAUCCUCCUCAACGCCCUCCUCCUCGCAUCAAUCGCCCACCUCCUCGUCCUCCCCGAACUCAUCACGCAACACCAAACCUUCUUCUGCUCCAUCCCUGCCUUCCCAUCCCUCUAUCCCUCCAGCUGCUUACCCCCUCACUUCCUCCUCCCGAACAACCCCAUCCAAUCAUUCACCACCACCAAAGCAACAAGUCCCAACCACCCGCCACUUACGCCCGAAGAACAACUAACCCUCCACGCCACGCGCCUCGAACGCCUCUUCUCAUCCACCCUGAACACACUCACCCCGCUCCCUCCCGUGCUCAAACAAAGCGAGUCGCGUCUCCGCACCCUGCAAUCCGACCUCCGCACCGCCUUCCGCGGAAGUCGUCAUGAACUUGAACUCGAAUUCUCAGGACUAUGGGACGCCGCGCGCGCAGGGACUCGGAAACUCGAUUCCCUGAGCGCGGAUCUACGGUCCGCGGUGGAUAAUCUCAUCGCGACGAAUGCUGACACUACAGCACCACCGUCGCCGCCACGAGGAGGCGGAGCACCUGCACCCGCUGAUAGUGUUAACGGGGGAGGAAAAGGCGGAGGCGGGGGACACGGAUACAGACACGAGGCGGCUCGCGUCAACGCCAACGCGCACGCUAAAGCACAAGCCCGCGCCGCCCAAAUAACAUCGGCUCAACUCUCCCGCCGAGAAGCGUACCUCGAUCAGCUGACGUUGCGAAUGCAAGGGAAGGCUGACGCGCUAGCUAGCGAUCUCGCGACCGUAGAGGAUCAUUUGGAAUCAAUUGAGAGGAUUAUUUUGAGAGAGGACGGCUCCUCAUCCUCCCGACCCUCGUCCUCUCUAACCCGAGAACAGAAACAAAUCCAAAACCAAGAAAACAACCACGACGGACGAGCAGGAAGAAACCUCGCCCAAAACCUCAUCACACACCUCCAAUCCCUCCGAACCGAAGGCCUAGGACUGAAAGCGCUAGGUCUAGGAAGAACAGGAGGAGGCGUUCACCAACCCCCCUCAUCACACGAGUCCUCUGGCACGGACCCCUCGAAGCACGAGACAUUCCUCGCAGCAACGAAAGGCCAUCGCGCUGUUGCGGAGGCGGUCCGAAACCUGUCUCAGCGGUUAGAUGCGGUGCAGGGACGGAAGAGUUGA
Messenger RNA from Aspergillus melleus, 1629 nucleotides. RefSeq lists its product as uncharacterized. The transcript has a single exon. NCBI's taxonomy places the organism in Eukaryota, Fungi, Ascomycota, Eurotiomycetes, Eurotiales, Aspergillaceae. Bases 1 to 1629 code for a protein of 542 amino acids. The record is from RefSeq and is a predicted model, not a curated record.